ACACGUGACAACAGAAGACGGAAUCAACUUACGUUUAAAAACACGCUUCUGGGUGGGGUACUUGUCUUGUUUCCAGAACAAUCUAACGCUUUCUCGCUUCCUCCUCUUCGUGCGUCUCUCUCUCCCUGCAAGCAAAGCAAAUAUGAGUAGCAGCAGCCGAUGGAAUCGUACGAUCUACGUUGGGAACUUGCCUGGUGAUAUUCGCAUGAGAGAAGUUGAAGAUCUCUUCUACAAGUAUGGACCCAUUGUGGACAUUGAUUUGAAGAUUCCACCGAGACCUCCCGGUUAUGCUUUUGUCGAGUACGAAGAUCCUCGUGAUGCAGAUGAUGCUAUUUAUGGACGGGAUGGGUAUGACUUUGAUGGAUGUCGACUUCGGGUUGAGAUUGCACAUGGUGGUCGUAGAGGUUCAUCAUCAUCGGUGGAUAGGUACAGCAGCAGCUACAGUGGGAGCCGUGCACCUUCUAGACGUUCCGACUAUCGUGUGCUUGUGACGGGAUUGCCGUCGUCUGCUUCCUGGCAGGACCUUAAGGACCACAUGCGCAAAGCUGGAGAUGUCUGUUUUUCUGAAGUUUUUCGCGACCGUGGAGGCAUGUCUGGGGUUGUGGAUUAUAGCAACUAUGAUGAUAUGAAGUAUGCUAUACGGAAGCUUGAUGAUUCUGAGUUUCGAAAUGCUUUCUCUAGAGCUUAUAUACGGGUGAGAGAAUAUGAGUCGAGGAGUAUGAGUCGCAGCCCAUACUAUUCUAGAAGAAGCAGGAGUCGAAGCUAUAGCUAUAGUAGCAGAAGUGUAUCACCUGCUAAAUCGAGAUCUGCCCGUUCUCGAACUCCUCUUUCUCGUUCUCCAACGCCGCGUAGCUCAGUCUCAAGAUCUGGCUCACUGUGGCGAGCUGGGGACUGGAACUUAGGGACUUGAUGGGUCAUCUAGAUGGAUCUUAGGACUUGCUGCUUAUGAUAUACACAGGGCGUAUCAGCAGUAGGCUGGCAACAUUUGGCCUACGAGUCCUCUUAUUCCCAACGUUUCUUCUUUUUUAUUUUCUUCGUUGUGCAUGCUCGAAUCUAUGUUUAGUUCUUUCCUAGGACAUUUAAAACUCCCCAGACCAGAUGGGAGAUGGUCAGUAAAAAAAUGCUUUGUCAAGACGACUCAUUAACAAGUUUUUUUUUGUUUUGGUUUUGUUGCAGGUCCCGGUCGAGAUCAAGAUCAAAUUCUCCAGUUCCAUCC
Raphanus sativus (radish) is the source of this 1216-nucleotide messenger RNA. RefSeq names its product serine/arginine-rich splicing factor SR30. Gene Ontology annotation, molecular function: mRNA binding. The record is from RefSeq and is a predicted model, not a curated record. Gene Ontology annotation, cellular component: cytoplasm; ribonucleoprotein complex; nucleus. The transcript is spliced from 12 exons. NCBI's taxonomy places the organism in Eukaryota, Viridiplantae, Streptophyta, Magnoliopsida, Brassicales, Brassicaceae. Bases 143 to 910 code for a protein of 255 amino acids.